AUGGAAGCCCCAUCGGACACAGUCGGAUCGCCUUUUACGAAUUCCAAGUGGCAUAAAUGGCCGACUCUUUGGAUCUCCACUACCCUAGUCAUGCGGGCGAGCAUCGGAUUCAUCGAAACUGCACACCACGAUACGUAUCCCGCGAUUGACCCUGCUAGGGCAGAUUUUGCAGGCAAAGUCGUCCUCGUAACGGGCGCAUCAAAGGGCAUUGGAAGGACAGCUGCAAUCUCGUUCGCUCAAGCCGGGGCCUCUGGCCUCGUGCUCCUUGCUCGCUCCAAUAUGAGCGAGACAAAGUCUGCAUGUGAAGCCGCAGCGACACGUCCGGGGCAGUCUAUCAAGGUCCUAACCUUCUCUGCCGAUACCAGCAAUGCUGCCCAGGUUAGCGCAGCUCUUGCGCAAGCGAAGGAGGCGUUCGGAAGACUUGAUGUUGUCAUCAACAAUGCAGGGGUUGUAGAGAACUACUCCUUAGUUGGGGAUUCCGACUCGGAGAAUUGGUGGCACACCUGGGAUGUCAACAUGCGCGGGACGUACGAGGUGACCCGCGCCUCUCUUCCGUUACUCGCGGCGACAGAGGGACACAAGAGUAUCAUCCUCGUCACCAGCCUUGCUGCCCAUGGAGUUAUGAAGACGCAUGCGUCUGCAUACACGAUGAGUAAGCUCUCCCUGCUGCGCUUCGCCGAACUCCUUGUCAACGAGUACGGAGACAAAGGGAUCUCUGCCUACGCACUUCACCCCGGUACGAUCCUUACCGACAUGACAGCUGAUGUUCCAGAUCAGUUCAAGAAGUACCUCGUCGACAAGCCGGAGGUCGCCGCACACACUAUGGUCUGGCUUGCGCGUGAGCGCCGGGACUGGUUGACCGGUCGCUACGUUAGUUCUCAGUGGGACGUUGAAGAGUUGGAGGCAAAAAAGCAGGAGAUUGUCGACGGUGAUAAACUUAAAGUAAGAAUGUCCAUUUGA
Molecule: messenger RNA, 960 nt
Organism: Fibroporia radiculosa
Lineage: Eukaryota; Fungi; Basidiomycota; Agaricomycetes; Polyporales; Fibroporiaceae
Exons: 3
Coding region: 1-960 (319 amino acids)
Molecular function (GO): oxidoreductase activity, acting on the CH-OH group of donors, NAD or NADP as acceptor
Source: RefSeq, a predicted model, not a curated record